GGCACCUUGCUCUCUUCUCUGCGCUUCGUCCGACUCGACAUGGGCUUUGGCGGGCUGCUGCUGUGUGUUUUGCUCGUGGCUGCACGAGGCCAGCCCGAGUGCCGCCUGAGUGAGUCAUCGCCUUGCACGUUGGCGGAGCUGCCCAAAGAUGUCAGCACGUUGAUCCUGCCAGGAGGCAACACCCGCUGCAUCUUCAGCGACUCGCCGAAGUAUGGCUUUCAGGUGGUCCCCGGAGUAGCAGACAAGCUGCUUCUCUUCUUCCAGGGGGGUGGGGCGUGCUUUAACGACGCCAGCACCCAGACUGCCACUCCUUGCCUCACGCGGGUAGUGCAGCAGCCCUUGGUGGGCGUCUUCGAUCGGGAAAGCUUAACGAAUCCAUUUCGGGACUACACCGUUGUUCAUAUCAAUUAUUGCAGUGGCGAUUUGCAUGUGGGCAAUGUGGCUCGAUGGUAUUUGGACAAAGCUGGCCAAAGGGUUGAGCAGCGGGGCUACGCUAACGCGCUCUCUGCCUUGAAGUGGACAAGGAGCCACCUGGGCCGCCUGAGUGCCCUGGUGGUGGCGGGUUCCUCCACCGGCGCCUUGGGUGCGCAACUCUGGGCACCCGCGCUUCUGCGCAGCCUCAGCUUCGAUGCAGCAUCUUUGCUCAUUGACUCAGACCUGGGCAUUUUCCCCCGUCAUGCCGAAGGCCCACUUUUGACAGGCUUUGGCGCCUGCGAGACGGGGCUCUUUUCGUCGAUGCCCCGCCUCCAGCAGCGCUGCACGGCACGGGAGCUGAGCAUCGAGGAGGUCUUCGAGGACGUGGCUACCAGCUUCCCGAGGGUCACCAUGGCUGCCAUCACCAGCACCGGCGACAAGAUGCAGGUGCGCUUCUACAAUGCGGUCUGCAUGGCCAACAUGCUCCCGGAGCGACUGACGGCGGAAGGCUUUCAUGCAAGACUGCUCGAGCGGCUGGAGGCAUACAACCGCCACCCAAACUUUGUCACCUUUCUGAUCUCCGGAGAGUCCAACUACUUCUUGCCGCUGAAGGCAUACUUCAGCACGGAGGUUGAGGGCAUUCCGUUGCCGCGGUGGCUGGAUGACCUGCCAGAGGGACCUGGCCAAAGCAUCUCCAGCCGCUGCCACGGCAGCUGCUGGAAGUUGGCCAAGACCUGGUCGCUGUCGCGGCCGCCGAUUUCGGCAAGCGAGGACCUGCCCACUGAUGUUGCCCCCCAUGGCGAAGACGAUCCUUUGAUCAAGAUUGCCGCCCCUGCUCCAUCACUGCCUUGGUGGUCGAACUCCUACUAUGCCGCGCUGGUCCUGACAUCUUUGCUUCUUUGCGCAGGCGCAGCGCGCGAGCGUCGGAAGCCUGCGGUGACCAGCUUUGCCAGCCGAGUGCUGAGCCAGGAGUCCGAUUCCGAGUGAGGAGUUGUUCUCCGCAUUGGAAGCUGCCAGGUGCAGAAAGUGGGCGCAGAGCGCGACCAAUGUCUUCCUGCGGAAGGGUGGAAAAAUGAUUGCGUCUGGAGCCACACUUCCCUGUGGAAAUG
This is a messenger RNA of Effrenium voratum, 1523 nucleotides long. NCBI's taxonomy places the organism in Eukaryota, Dinophyceae, Suessiales, Symbiodiniaceae. The record is from the annotation of a GenBank genome assembly.